Vespa velutina is the source of this 1789-nucleotide messenger RNA. Its product is annotated as translation initiation factor IF-2-like. Lineage: Eukaryota; Metazoa; Arthropoda; Insecta; Hymenoptera; Vespidae. The coding region runs from base 60 to 1604 and encodes 514 amino acids. The transcript has 2 exons. The record is from RefSeq and is a predicted model, not a curated record.
UCUUCACUUCAGUUCUUCAGUUCGAUCUCUUAACAACAGUUCGAAAAAAAAAAAGAAUCAUGCGUUUUACAAUCGUGAAGUUUCUUUUUACGCUGUUUCUGACUUUAGCUGUGGCUGGACCAACUAGACCGAAAAUUUCUGAGAAGAAAUCUUUAGCCGACAAUACGAAACUCGUGAAGGAAGUUCCAAAGAUCGAAGAGAUUGGUGAUGAAAAGGAUCGAUCGAAGAAAUCUACUACAACUUUCUGCGUGGAGAUCAAACCUGGAAGUAACGAACCUGUUCAGAUACCUUGUGCUUGCAAGAAUGGGGAAGGAAACGUUCCAGAAUCAUCUAUUCAACAAAUUCCUCAACCAGUUUCUUAUUUAUCUCCUCAACAAAUGCCAGGACAUCCACAUAAUCCUCAGAGUGUGAAUAUUAUUCAUGCACCACCUCACCCACCUCAAACAUUAAAUAUCAUUCAACCAGCACCGACUCUACACGCAGUACAAUUUUUGCAGCCUCAAGCCAACAAUCCACCAUCUGUUCAAACUCUUAAUUUCCUGCAACCAUCUGCCCAAUUACCCGAGCCAGUACAUCAAUCUCUUCACAUCACGCUGCCAUCGAAGUCAGAAUUAGAUUUAUCCGAACCUGUUCAUUCUGAAAAAAUAGUCCUGCCAUCUUCCGAGCCUGCAGUUCAACCAGUUCCCCAGCUAGAACCUCAACCAGCUCCUCAGCCAGCUCCUCUGCCAGCUUCUCAGCCAGCUCUUCAGCCAGUUCCUGAACCAAUUCCUCAGCAAGAACACUCGCAUAAAUCGGAAGUUCACGUUUCGGUUGUAACCGAAAACAAGGAGGAUAAUGAGGAAAAACAAAAACCAGAGAUGAUCGUAAAUCCCCUACCGAAGCCUGUCGAAACUAUCAACCUAGUACCAGUGGCUCCGAUUCGUCAACCCUAUGAAGAACAAGUCGUUGUUGUACCGAAUCCUGUUAUAGUAACAAAUCAAGAAAACUGCCAUCCAGGUACUUAUGUUCAAGUACCAUCGAUUCCUUACGGAGCAAACUAUCAGCAAUCGGAAUCGGUUAUCCAAAUACCAGAAUCAACGUAUCAACAGCCAAGACCAUUCCAUACCGAAUGUAGCUGCAAACAAACGCAUCCAGCACACUUAACUGAUGGAUCUUCUGUAUUACGGACUCAUUUUAAGGAUAAGGGCACGAAAGUUAUACCAAUGGUCAUCUAUCCUCCUGCUGCACCACCCGUUUCUGUAGUAUCACCAGUUCAUUAUAAACCGGAAAUAUCUUCUCUUCCUCAUUCAUCUAACUAUCCAAUGGUCAUUAGUAUGCAGACCGCGAGAAAUAAGGAAGGAAUGCAAUCAGGAGAAAUGUCUGAUAUGAAAACCUAUAAAUCUAUGGAUAGCUCAGCUCGUUAUAGCAAUGAUCAAACUCCAAAUAUGUACUACGAUAUGAGUACAGGAAUGCAACUUAUGGAUAUUGGUCGUCAAGCUGUUCCGGAAAAUCAAAAAAAUGAGGAAAACAUGAAAAUGAGCGUAUUGUCUAAUGAAACCUUCAAACCUAGAUUCACAAGAAACGAUAAGGAUGUCAUGGUGAACGAGAAAAAUAUCGAGGAAUAAAUAUCAUGGACGAAAAUCGUUUAAUUCGAAGGAACAGCCUAAUAUUUUUUGUUGAUAAUCCAUUCAGAUUACUUUGAACGUGUCAUUCUCAUAUGUCUUCUUUGUUUUCUUGUUGUUUAUUUCAUAUCUUUCGAAAUAUCACAAUCGAUAAGAUGUACGAAUAAAAUAAAAUAUGAAUAACAUUA